AUGGCUGGACACGUAGAAGAUAAAGUCAUGUCGAAUGUCAAGUCCUGUCCUGCAUAUUCAAACAUGGCCGAUGAAUCAACAGACAUAUCAAACAGGAAACAUCUUAUAUUCAGCGUCAUGUACAUUGAUGCACAGAGUGGUGAAUUGAGAACAGAAUAUGUCAGGGAUUUAGAGAUACCAGAUGGAAAAGCUGAAACAAUUUACAAAGAAACAAAGGACCUGAUCGAGACUAACUUGAGCAUUGACAACUUGGUAGCCUUUGGUAGCGAUGGAUGUAACACAAUGAUAGGAUCCAAGGCUGGGGUAGUCACAAGACUGAAAGACAUAAAGUCAACCCUAAUCAACAUACACUGUCAUAACCAUAGCCCUGGCUGCAAAAGACAGUUUGAGGAUAUACCACUAUUCAAAGACGUAGAUGAUACAUUAACACAUGUUUUCAAAUAUUACCACUGCUCUGCUGUAAGGACCAACAACCUUGAGAAAAUACAGAAGCCCUUUAAUGAAACUGAAACAUAA
This is a messenger RNA of Ostrea edulis (European flat oyster), 516 nucleotides long. RefSeq lists its product as uncharacterized. The coding region runs from base 1 to 516 and encodes 171 amino acids. NCBI's taxonomy places the organism in Eukaryota, Metazoa, Mollusca, Bivalvia, Ostreida, Ostreidae. The transcript has a single exon. The record is from RefSeq and is a predicted model, not a curated record.